UGGCUAACGAAAGACAAAACUGAUUGAACCGGAGCACUGUGCCAAAUAUGAUAGUCCGAGUUUUUCCACAGCAAUAAUUUGAGCCAACUAUUUCGAGAGCUCUUGGGUAUUUCUGUCAGGGAUAUACUUGUUAGCAAAAUUUGGCCACGAUACUUGUUUAACAAAAGGAGAACUGUCAUUUGUAUGAACAGAAAACGGGCUCUCAUUUCAGACACUUUGAUGGCGAAGAAAAGAAAAAAUGCCACAGAGAAGUUUGGAGCUGUCAGUGAUGGCGAUGGACCAACUGACAUCAAAUCCACCUUGGAGUACCUCAUGACGCUGUUCCCCAGAAAGCUCUUCAAUGACACCUUGCCUCAAAUUGCUCUCAAGCACCAGCUCUACAGUAUACACAGUGACAAGACACUGGUGGAUAAGGAGGUGAACAAACUGCGGGAGAAAGGAGAACUGCUGAUGUUCCAGCUUGGGUUUGAUGCUGAAGCGUUCGGGCUGAUUUUUGCUUCAGACUACAAGACCAAAGUGCUGGCAGGAGAGGAGGGCAAAGUGACACGAGCAGCAGUGGAGAAGUUCUUGGAGAAAGUGUUAUCGUCUUGCAGGGAUCUGAGCUUCACAAAAGACAAGAUGCUCAAGGAGUUCCUCUUCACAGACUCCGAGAUAACGCAGCUGGUGAAGUCGGGGGUCCUGACUGUGAGGGACGCAGGCAGCUGGUGGCUUUCCAUUCCCAACUCUGGCAAAUUCACCAAGUACUUUAUACAAGGUCGUAAAGCAGUGCUCGGCAUGGUGAAGAAGUCCAAAUAUAGUGAGGUCUUAAAAGCAGAACUAGAGGAACGACGAACAACUUCACAAGUUAAAUUCCACAUGAAAUAUCACAUCCAUGACAUUGUUGGUGCAGAGUUGGUAGAGAGCGUACCUACAACUUCGGGGAUAUUGUUACGAUUUGUUGAUUCCUGAACCACAGCAGCGGGACUGAAGCCAGUUACUGAAGAUAAAGAAGGCAUAAGAUGAACAGAUGCUUGUACAGGGAUGAUGAAUUAUUUUUCAGAUUUAGAGAAGACAAAUGUAUUUUAAAACCUUGUGGGUUUAUGAAUUGUCAAUUGUGUUGACGUAUUUAGGUUUUCAUAAUAAAAAAAAAAUUACUUGA
Monopterus albus (swamp eel) is the source of this 1138-nucleotide messenger RNA. It is a transcript of the gene whr1, whose product is annotated as winged helix repair factor 1. The record is from RefSeq and is a predicted model, not a curated record. The transcript is spliced from 7 exons. Gene Ontology annotation, biological process: positive regulation of Ras protein signal transduction. The coding region runs from base 184 to 948 and encodes 254 amino acids. Lineage: Eukaryota; Metazoa; Chordata; Actinopteri; Synbranchiformes; Synbranchidae.